Molecule: messenger RNA, 932 nt
Organism: Phyllotreta striolata
Lineage: Eukaryota; Metazoa; Arthropoda; Insecta; Coleoptera; Chrysomelidae
Source: the annotation of a GenBank genome assembly
UUCAUAUGCGACCGUUAAUUUCAAUUUCAAUUGUAAAUAUUGUAAAGUUUUUGCAACAAUGAAAGACUUAAGUAAACUACCUCCUUUAGAUUCUGAGUGUAAAACUCUUUUUAUUAACCAUAUGGGGCUAUUUACCCAAGGAAAAGACGACUGGUUGGAAUAUUCUUACAAGAUGGAAAAGCUUUUCGCCCGUCAAAGACUCUGCUGCAUUACGGAUGAAGAUAAGAAAAAAAUAUUUUUGGCUGCCAUGGGCGCAAAGUCGAUAAAAAUGGCAAAAGCUGCGGUAAGACCAAAGUCUCUUGAAGAUGUUAGCAUUACGUACGAAGUAUUAGUAGAAUCUAUAGAGAAGUACUUGUAUCCGAAACGAGACGAAGCGUUUUACAUUAAAAAAUUUACUAUGAGAACGCAAUGGCCCGGAGAAUCGUUCUUCCACUACGUCGGCGCCCUUCGCAAAAUAAUUCCCAAUUGCCGGUUUUCCAAGAAAAAUCAGCCCAGUAAGCUGAGAAACCAAAUCGUAUCAGGCAUCGGGGAGAGCUUGAAAGAGACCAUUAACCCAAACAGCGUAUCGUUGAGCCAAUUAUUCGAAGUCGGUUUAAAGUGGGACAAGUCUAUCAAUCCCGAAGCUCCUCCCAGGAAGAGGAACCAUAAAGCAAAAAUAAACAGAGUACCGAAAUGUUUCAGAUGUUCCGUAGCCUUAAGCGAGCAUGCUGAUGAACCGUGCUCCUUCGAAUGGGCCGUUUGUUCCUCCUGCAAGGUCAAAGGCCAUUUAUCGAUAGCCUGCAAGUACAAGGACAUUGCAUGUAACAAAUGCCAAGGAGUAGGGCAUGUUACUAAAAUAUGCAAAGCAAAAUAAUAAAUUGCUAUGUUUACUUUGCCAUUAAUUGUGAUAUUAUAUUGGUUGUAAUUAAGAUUAAUUAAAAGUUGAAUAAGUC